AUGGCGGUGUCCGUGGGGCUGGGAUGUCUGAGGUGGCUGCCCGGGGUCGCGUGGCGGAGCAGGCGUCCUCACUGUGAAGAUGUUGCCUUGAGCCACUUCCUUCAGUCCUUGAGGAAGCCGCCUCUCAGAACCUUUUCCACAAAUGCCAGGAAAGUCCACACUGCCCCUGCCCGCACCUUGUCCCUGCUGCGCCCCCUGCCCAUCCUGGUCGCCACAGGUGGCGGGUAUGCCGGGUACCGGCAGUAUGAGAAGUACCGGCAGCGAGAGCUGGAGAAGCUGGGCUUGGACAUCCCGCCCAAGCUUGCUGGCCACUGGGAGGUGGCCUUGUACAAGUCGGUGCCAACACGCUUGCUGUCGCGGGCCUGGGGCCGCCUCAACCAAGUGGAGCUGCCGCAGUGGCUGCGCAGGCCCGUCUACAGCCUGUACAUCUGGACCUUCGGGGUGAACAUGAAGGAGGCUGCGGUGGAGGACCUGCAUCACUACCGCAACCUCAGCGAGUUCUUCCGGCGCAAGCUGAAGCCGCAGGCCCGGCCUGUGUGCGGCCUGCACAGCGUGAUCAGCCCCUCAGACGGGAAGAUCCUCAACUUCGGACAGGUGAAGAACUGUGAGGUGGAGCAGGUGAAGGGGGUCACCUACUCGCUGGAGUCGUUCCUGGGCCCCCGCACGCCCGCAGAGGACCUGCCCUUCCCCCCAGCCACGCCCCACAGCUCCUUCAGGAGCCAGCUGGUCACGCGUGAAGGGAACGAGCUCUACCACUGCGUCAUCUACCUGGCCCCCGGGGACUACCACUGCUUCCACUCCCCCACGGACUGGACCGUCUCCCACAGGCGCCACUUCCCAGGCUCCCUGAUGUCCGUGAACCCUGGCAUGGCCCGCUGGAUCAAAGAGCUCUUCUGCCACAACGAGCGCGUGGUCCUGACCGGGGACUGGAAGCACGGCUUCUUCUCGCUGACGGCCGUGGGGGCCACCAACGUGGGCUCCAUCCGCAUCUACUUCGACCGGGACCUGCACACAAACAGCCCCCGGUACAGCAAGGGCUCCUACAAUGACUUCAGCUUCGUGACGCACGCCAACAAGGAGGGCAUCCCCAUGCGCAAGGGCGAGCACCUGGGCGAGUUUAACCUGGGCUCCACCAUCGUGCUCAUCUUCGAGGCCCCCAAGGACUUCAACUUCAAGCUGCAAGCAGGACAGAAAAUCCGAUUCGGGGAGGCUCUGGGCUCCCUCUGA
Rangifer tarandus platyrhynchus (Svalbard reindeer) is the source of this 1227-nucleotide messenger RNA. NCBI's taxonomy places the organism in Eukaryota, Metazoa, Chordata, Mammalia, Artiodactyla, Cervidae. The record is from the annotation of a GenBank genome assembly.